Molecule: messenger RNA, 1696 nt
Organism: Eurytemora carolleeae
Lineage: Eukaryota; Metazoa; Arthropoda; Copepoda; Calanoida; Temoridae
Product: D-beta-hydroxybutyrate dehydrogenase, mitochondrial
Exons: 11
Coding region: 2-1054 (350 amino acids)
Molecular function (GO): oxidoreductase activity
Source: RefSeq, a predicted model, not a curated record
GAUGAAAUUCAAAGUAAGAGCAGAUCUGGACCUGGCACAGAGGUGCCUUCUGGUGGUCAUAAUCUCAAUUACUCUCUCCUAUAUAAUUAGUUUUCUUCUGUUGAGUCAGUACUUAUUAUGUCAGCUUUUCCUAACUCUUGGAUUAGGGUUUGCUAUAUUGCAGUCCUCAGUUCAACUGGAAGCAGAGGAUAAAACUGUUCUUAUUACAGGAUGUGAUACUGGAUUUGGUUUGGUUUUAGCCAAACAUCUUCACUCCCUGGGCUUUACAGUGUUUGCUGGAUGUUUGCUUGCAGACAGGGAUGGUAUGGGAGCAGCUGAGCUGAGACAAACUGGUUCUAAAAAGAUGCACGUGCUUCAGCUUGAUGUAACCAAUCAGGAAGACUGGUCUAAGGUCAAGCAGUACAUAGAGAAAAACAUUCCUACCACGGCCAACGGAUUAUGGGGUUUAGUGAACAAUGCAGGGUGGGCAACCUUUGGUGAGGUUGAGUGGGUGAGCAUGGAGAACUACAAGAAGGCGAUGGAUGUCAAUCUAAACGGUGCAAUCUUAGGAAUAAAGACGAUGCUACCUCUGAUAAGGCAGGCUAAAGGAAGAAUUGUAACUAUUACAAGCGGAUUAGGUAGAUUUGCUGUACCUACCAGGUCUCCUUAUGUAGCAUCAAAAUACGCCCUCGAAGGCUUCCUGGACUGUCUCCGGUAUGAGAUGACAAGUUUUGGCGUCUCUGUUUCUCUGCUGGAACCUGGAAACUUUAUCGCCGGAACGAACAUUUUUAACGAAAAGUUCGUUAAAUCUCAGGCAGAGGAGAUGUGGGCGAAUAUGAAUCCUGAGGUUAAAAUUGCAUAUGGUAGAGAACAUUUUGAUAAAAAGGUUGAUGUAAUGAACUCGUAUAUGCUGAAUGGGUGUACAGAUAUCAGUCCUGUAAUUGACAGCUAUACAGACGCACUUCUAGAUGUCUUUCCUCAGGUUCGUUACCAACCCAUGGAUCUGUACUUCAAGACUAGAUGUUUCAUUGCAACACAUUUUCCAGAAAGAAUUUAUCAGAUCCUGUACCUUUAAACUGUUUAUUAGGAGCAGAUUUUGUAUAAACUGUUUUUAUCAGAUUAUCUUUCUAUAAAAUGUUAUUUUUUAUCGGAAUAUGUUAUUUUACUGGUUUUGUUAUCGGAUUUCGUAUCUGUAAACCGGUGUUUGUUAUCAGAUUUCGUAUCUUUUAACUGGUGUUUGUUAUCAGAGUAUGUAUUGUUAAACCGUAGGUCUAAUUAAAUGAUACAUGGUGGGGGUUGAAAAAUGUUUAUUGGUAAAAACUUGUUACGGAAUAUAUAGGAGCGUUUUUACUUUCUGUGGGGGGAUUUAGGGAGCUUCUCAACUGCUGGAAUUGAUGAGUCUUCAGAACAGGGAGCAGUCUCGAGCAGAACCGUAGAAUGCUGCUUCUGUAGGGAACUGCUUUAAGCUGUAGGUGUAGAUGAACCUUUAGAGCUGUCUGGAGCAGAACUGUAGAAUGCUGUUUCUGUAGGAAACUGCUUUAAGCUGUAGGUGAAGAUGAACCUUUAGAGCUGUCUGGAGCAGAACCAUAGAAGGCUGCUUCUGAAGGGAGCUGCUAGAAGCUGCAGGUGUAGACGAACUUUCUGGUUCGGGACUUGGUCCGAAAAUGAAUACUCUAUUCUGAUUUUAGAAUAUCAAUAAAAUCCCCUUUUGAUGGUA